AUUAUUUGGUCUACGAACGGCGUACUUGGCUUCGCCCUUCUUUCCGUCCGUCGCUGUUGCACAGCAUUCUGCGUUCCCGUCCGACUAUUGUAUCACCCAACACAUACACACACACACACACACACACAAUGUCGGCCUCCAGGGCUACGUCGUCGACACAGGUCACCGGAGCUGCCCGACUGCUCCAGCGGCAGCUCAAGGAGAUACACACGUCUGACGAUCCUUCGGGAAUAUCAGUCGGCCUGGUCAACGAGAGCAACGUCUUCGAAUGGAAUAUAUCCCUCAUGAUAAACGACGACUGCAAAUACUACGGUGGCGCCUCCUUCCACGCCGUCAUGACCUUCCCCCCCGAAUACCCCCACAUGCCUCCCACGAUUGUCUUCCAGAACCCUGUGCCCUUCCACCCGAACAUCUACCCUAACGGUGAACUGUGCAUCUCGAUCCUGCACCCACCGGAGGAAGACAAGUACGGCUACGAAAGCGCCGCCGAGCGGUGGAGUCCCGUGCAGACCCCCGAGACGAUCCUCCUGAGCGUUCUCAGUUUGUUUAAUGAGCCCAACGACGAGAGCCCGGCCAACUUGGACGCCGCGAAGCUUUUGCGUGCCGAGCGCGAAGGCGGACCCAAAGAAUUCCGGAAGCGAGUGAGGAAGUGUGUUAGGGAAAGUCUAGGUGAAGAUUAGGCAAUCGAAGGGGGAACAAAGUAUCAACAACCACAUACCAGCAACAUUCGAAGCAUCAGCGAUUUGUGAUUUGACCAACAGGAGCUACUUUACCUAGGGAUGGAGUUUCGGAUCGGGGCCUGUCUUCUCGAAU
Hypoxylon fragiforme is the source of this 813-nucleotide messenger RNA. Its product is annotated as ubiquitin-conjugating enzyme E2. Bases 129 to 680 code for a protein of 183 amino acids. Gene Ontology annotation, cellular component: endoplasmic reticulum; cytosol. The transcript has 2 exons. Lineage: Eukaryota; Fungi; Ascomycota; Sordariomycetes; Xylariales; Hypoxylaceae. The record is from RefSeq and is a predicted model, not a curated record.